This is a messenger RNA of Rana temporaria (common frog), 1540 nucleotides long. Its product is annotated as galactoside alpha-(1,2)-fucosyltransferase 2-like. NCBI's taxonomy places the organism in Eukaryota, Metazoa, Chordata, Amphibia, Anura, Ranidae. Gene Ontology annotation, biological process: carbohydrate metabolic process. Gene Ontology annotation, molecular function: galactoside 2-alpha-L-fucosyltransferase activity. The record is from RefSeq and is a predicted model, not a curated record. Gene Ontology annotation, cellular component: membrane. Bases 367 to 1404 code for a protein of 345 amino acids. The transcript has 2 exons.
UACAGAUAGACAGACAUAGAAGAUAACAAAUUAUUAACCAGCCACAGUAUCAGUGAAGUGCCGUAUAUUUCCCCAGGCAGAAUGUCCUUAUUUGCAACGUAUUCAUUUUCGAAAUGCUGUUUUAGCAAUCGCUGGCAACAGCUGAAUUGUUGUCAUAGAAUUCAGCCACUAAAAUCAGGCAAGGCAAUGGGCUGCAUGACUAUGUACGAUAUUUAAAAGGACCGCACCAUUUAUUCCCUGGAGCCAUUAUUGAUCUCACCAAGGGGGAACCCUAGUGGUCAGGAGACCUAGGUGUGUCCGAUCGAAGAAGUUGGAAUACCUCGAUUUACUAUCGCUCUGGAGGACUUUCGAAGUACCUGUUUAGAAAUGGACCAACAUUUAAAGAAGAAGAGUGUGCUUUUUAUGAUGCUUACUUUGAAUGUUUUAAUCGUCUGGUAUUAUGUUUUCUACAAAUCAAGUUUUGGAACAACAUUUUACUAUGCAAUCCAUGGGAGUAGCUCCCUCAUGAAUCUAGCUGACAAAAAAAAAUCACUUUCCAUUAAUAUACAAUCAGAUGCUGUCAUGUGGACUACACAUCCAGUUGCACGCCUGGGAAACAAAAUGGGGGAGUAUGCAGCACUUUAUGCUCUGGCAAAGCUUAAUGGACACCAAGCGUACAUUUUACCAGGGAUGCACAAUGAGCUAGGAAGGAUAUUUAAGAUAAAAUUGCCCGUUCUUCAUCAGGACGUUGCUGACCGAAUUAAGUGGAGGAAAUAUAAUCUGAAAGACUGGAUGUUACCAGAAUAUUCCAACAUCUCUGGACAAUAUGUUAAAUUGUUUGGUACUCCGUGUUCAUGGACAUUCUAUCAUCAUAUAAGGGAAGAGAUUCUACAAGAAUUCACUUUUCAAGACUAUAUUAAGGAAGAAGCAAAUUCAUACCUUGCGAACCUGAAAGGGAAUAGAACAAAUGUGACCUUUAUCGGAGUUCAUGUUCGCAGGGGGGACUAUUUAAGAGUCAUGGCUCAGGAACGGAAAGGAGUGGUAGCUGACAAAAACUAUAUGCAAAAAGCUAUGGACUAUUUCAGAAAUACAUAUGAUAACCCCCUCUUUGUGGUGACCAGUAAUGGGAUGGAUUGGUGUAAACAGAACAUUAAUACUUCUCUAGGAGAUGUACAUUUUGCUGGAGAUGGUAAGGAAGGUUCUCCUGCCGGUGAUUUUGCCCUCCUGGCACAUUGUAACCACACUAUAAUGACCAUAGGGACAUUUGGCUAUUGGGCUUCAUACUUGGUUGGUGGUGAAACCAUCUAUCUUACAAACUUCACUUUGCCAGAUUCUCCUUAUCUUAACAUUUUCAAAUAUGAAGCCGCAUUCCUUCCAGAAUGGAUUGGAAUUCCUGCAGACCUGUCUCCACUUUUGAAAAAAUGAAAUCCUUCAUUUAUUUUUCCUGCAGAUGUCAUUGCUGUUUUAUUUACAGUAAAUUAAAUGUCAAUCUCCUUGUGCAGGGCCAUCUUAAUAGCAUCAUGGGCCCCUGGACAAAGUAAUGCUAUGGGUCCCCUACAAG